Messenger RNA from Oncorhynchus gorbuscha (pink salmon), 3865 nucleotides. Its product is annotated as protein FAM83G-like. The coding region runs from base 404 to 3865 and encodes 1153 amino acids. The record is from RefSeq and is a predicted model, not a curated record. The transcript has 7 exons. Lineage: Eukaryota; Metazoa; Chordata; Actinopteri; Salmoniformes; Salmonidae.
GAGAGACGGGUUGUGCUGUCCGUGCUGUGUGUCACUUUGUGCUCCCCGGAGAGAGAGACGGGUUGUGCUGUCCGUGCUGUGUGUCACUUUGUGCUCCCCGGAGAGAGAGACGGGUGAGAAAGUGCGUGAACAACCGGACCGGUAACCGGAAAUAAUAAUGGACAUGGCGGGACCCGCCAGUCAUCAGCAACGGAAAGUUGCUCCAGGUUGGAGUCCCGUGAGUCUGUCUGACUUUACCGAAGAGAACGAGAAGGGAAAAAUUCCAAGUCUUCACGGCAACUUUUCAUUCCAGAGAGAGUUGGGACAUCUUUAUGAUUAUUGUGGAAUGCUGUUGUCUAUUUAAAUAGUGCUCCGUUUUUAUUUAUUUGUUUUUAUCGGUAACUGCUCCGGUGGACCUAGAGCCAUGGCGUUAUCGCAGAUCCAGUGUUUGGAUGAGAAUAACGUGAACCUCCGGACGCAUGAAUCCAAACCGGACUUUUUUUAUUCCGAGGACCAACGAUUAGCGCUCGAGACGCUUCUCCGGGAUGGACGCGAUGCCUUUAACAAGUUCCUCCACGCGACCAGUCUCCGGUGUUUCCUGUCGGACCAGGAGGUGGACCAGUUGACCGGGUCAGUGGAGGUGUACGACCCGGCAUCGGAGCUCCGUCAAGGUGACUCAGUCAGUGAUGAACUCCCGCUGUCUCUCCAGUACUGGCCGGAGCUGUCUGACUGCUCGCUCCCGCGGCUGGAUCUGGGCUGGCCGGACUGCGCGUCCUACAGAGGAGUGACUCGCGUCACUGUGUACGCGCAACCGCCACUGGACGGCCACACGCACAUCAAAGAGAUGGUCAGGAAAACCAUCGCGCAGGCGCAGAAGGUGAUUGCGGUGGUCAUGGACCAGUUUACAGACGUAGAUAUCUUCAGAGACCUUCUGGAGGCGUGCUUUAAGAGGAAAGUGUCUGUCUACAUCCUGUUGGAAAGAGCAGCGUUACCUCACUUCCUGUCUAUGGCCGAGAGGGCCGCCAUGCACCCGGGACACCUGAAGAGCCUGCGUGUGCGUGUGUCAGGGGGAGCAGAGUUCUUCAGCAGGUCGUGUACCAGGGUGAGAGGACGGCUGGGUCACAGGUUCCUAUUGAUAGAUGGAGACAAGGCUGUUUCUGGAUCGUACAGUUUCACCUGGACGGCGUCUCGUUUGGACAGACACCUGGUCACCUUGGUAACGGGCCAGGCGGUUGACUCCUUUGACCAGCUGUUCCGUGACCUCUACCUGACCUCCAGCGGGGUCGACCUCCGCAGGGUCACCACGGAGACGGAACCGGAGCCAGAGCCCCUCCCCCGGGCCACCCCCGUCGCUUCUCUCUCCGCAGCUAACGCCAGGAAGCUGUUCAGCCCUAAAUACGCCGUGGUGAUCGGCAACGCUAACGCUACCAGCGCCGGCCCCGUCUCCUCCGGAACCCAGAACUCCAACUCCCAGAACCCCCUGAAAACAAAGGUGCGUGUCCGGGAGCCAGUGGAAGCUCCGCCCCUCCACCCGGGAUUGGCCUGUCUGGAGAAAGCGUACCUGAUUCCGUACCUGCCCACCUGGCCCGAACCCGACCCCCCCAGAGAUGUCAUCGGGUUCAUCAACGUGCGGGACGCGUCACGGUCGACCCAGGUGCACCUGCAACGCUCCGAGAGGUUUGAAACGAGCCAGGCUAUACGGUUCAGCAGUCCCUUUACCCUGCCCAAUGAGGAGACACUUCCUGACAGGGCUGUGCCUAGACCAACCCCUACCCCUAACUCUACCGCUACGAGCCAGGCUAUACGGUUCAGCAGUCCCUUUACCCUGCCCAAUGAGAAGACACUUCCUGACAGGGCUGUGCCUAGACCAACCCCUACCCCUAACUCUACCCCUACCCCUAACUCUAUCGCUACGAGCCAGGCCGUACGGUUCAGCAGUCCCUUUACCCUGCCCAAUGAGGAGACACUUCCUGACAUGGCUGUGCCUAGACCAACCCCUACCCCUAACUCUACCACUACCCCUAACUCUACCGCUACGAGCCAGGCCAUACGGUUCAGCAGUCCCUUUACCCUGCCCAAUGAGGAGACACUUCCUGACAUGGCUGUGCCUAGACCAACCCCUACCCCUACCUCUACCACUACCCCUAUCUCUACCGCUAUCUCUACCACUACCCCUAUCUCUACCACUACCCCUAUCUCUACCGCUAUCUCUACCACUACCCCUAUUCCCGUAUACCCCUCCCUUACCUUCACCCCCGUCCCCAAACCCCGGACGGUGCAGUUGGUCAUGAGGAACGGGAGUGGUCAGGACCUAUGUGGAGUCAGAGGGGUUAAGAAGACAGACCGUCUAACAGGACCACAAAGAGACUGUCUGAAUGGAACUGGACUGUGGCUAGACUGUGAGACUGCACUACGACCCCAGAGUGGCUGUGAGACUGCACUACGACCCCAGAGUGGCUGUGAGACCGCACUGCGACCCCAGAGAGACUGUGAGACCGCACUGCGAACACAGAGUGGCUGUGAGACCGCACUACGACCCCAGAGAGACUGUGAGACCGCGCAGCGAACACAGAGUGGCUGUGAGACCGCACUACGACCCCAGAGUGACUGUGAGACUGCACUACGACCCCAGAGUGGCUGUGAGACCGCACUACGACCACAGAGUGACUGUGAGACCACACUACGACCCCAGAGUGACUGUGAGACUGCACUACGACCACAGAGUGGCUGUGAGACCGCACUACGACCACAGAGUGCCUGUGAGACCGCACUACGACCACAGAGUGACUGUGAGACCACACUACGACCCCAGAGUGACUGUGAGACCGCACUACGACCACAGAGUGACUGUGAGACUGCACUACGACCACAGAGUGACUGUGAGACCGCACUACGACCACAGAGUGACUGUGAGACCGCACUACGACCCCAGAGUGGCUGUGAGACCGCACUACGACCCCAGAGUGACUGGGAGACCACACUGCGAACACAGAGUGACUGUGAGACCGAAGUACAACCCCAGAGUGACUGCGAGACUGCACUACGACCCCAGAGUGACUGUGAGACCGCAGUAGUACCCCAGAGUGACUGCGAGACCGCAGUAGUACCCCAGAGUGACUGUGAGACCGCAGUAGUACCCCAGAGUGACUGCGAGACCGCAGUAGUACCCCAGAGUGACUGCGUGACCACAGUACAACCCCAGAGUGACUGCGAGACCACAGUACAACCCCAGAGUGACUGCGAGACCGAAGUACGACCCCAGAGUGACUGCGAAACCGUAAAAGGACUGUGUCAGCACACACGCACGACUGACCUCCGCACACACAGACGCAACCCGCUCACACACGCUCCUGAGCUGCGUACAGCAACGCCUGUUAAUGAGGAGUCCGGUGUGACGUCCCCGUCGUCCUGUGACUCGGACAUGUCGAUGACAUCAGAGGAAUAUUAUGAGUGCGGGGACUCUCUAUACUGGAGACCUGAGGAGAAAGAGACCCCACACCCUGAGUCUGUCUGUGAUCUACUGGCCAACGAGCUAUACUGGAGACCCGAGGAGAAAGAGACCCCACACCCUGAGUCUGUCUGUGAUCUACUGGCCAACGAGCUAUACUGGAGACCCGAGGAGAAAGAGACCCCACACCCUGAGUCUGUCUGUGAUCUACUGGCCAACGAGCUAUACUGGAGACCUGAGGAGAAAGAGACCCCACACCCUGAGUCUGUCUGUGAUCUACUGGCCAACGAGCUAUACUGGAGACCCGAGGAGAAAGAGACCCCACACCCUGAGUCUGUCUGUGAUCUACUGGCCAACGAGCUAUACUGGAGACCCGAGGAGAAAGAGACCCCACACCCUGAGUCUGUCUGUGAUCUACUGGCCAACGAGCUAUACUGA